UAUUCCUACGCUAAAAAUACCACUUGCUUAUCCGAAGGACGUGUGAAUUCCGAAGAUGGUGAUGAGCACAUGGGCAUUGGGACAGGCGCAGAGUCACUCCUCGGGACCUUCCUGGACAUACAAGUUGACGAGAUGGGUGAACAAGCUGAAGCAAUGGCACGCUUGCGGAUGCAAUCACACCACAGCCACGAUCUAAACUUGUAAUCGACCCUCGAAUAUUUGAAUUCCAAGCAGGCUAUCCACGGGGUCCGCGUUGUAUUCUAACAACACCCACAUCGACCUCAUUGGCCGAAAACCACCUGUAUGUAAUGAACGCGUCAACACGGAUCACACGGGACACUAGUAGCCAGCGAGGCGAUGGUCGUCUUCCGAAUCCACACCGAUACAUGUCAACGGGAAGAAACCCGGCGGAACCAGCCCGAAUCGAACCUAUCUAUGCGCGGCAUGAGAACGACG
Molecule: messenger RNA, 456 nt
Organism: Mycena citricolor
Lineage: Eukaryota; Fungi; Basidiomycota; Agaricomycetes; Agaricales; Mycenaceae
Source: the annotation of a GenBank genome assembly